AAUGGACGCGAUGUUCGCGUCGCGCGCGCUGAUCCUCGUGGCGGCGACCGCAUGCUGCCUCCUGGCGACGCGAGCCCGCGCAGAGCCGGUCAACUUGAACCGCUCCUUCGUAGUGGACUACGAGAACGACCGCUUCCUGAAGGACGGCGAACCUUUCCGGUACGUUUCCGGUUCCAUCCACUACUUCAGAGUCCCCAAGCCUUACUGGAGCGACCGUCUUACCAAGAUGAAGAUGGCCGGUCUCAACGCCAUCCAGACUUACGUCGAAUGGAGCGGCCACGAACCGGAGCCGGGACAGUACAACUUCGAAGGAAACUACGACCUCUUGACCUUCUUGGAGACGGCGAAGGACCUCAACUUGUACGUCAUCCUGAGGCCCGGUCCUUACAUCUGUGGCGAGCGAGACAACGGCGGGCUCCCCUACUGGCUGCUGAGGAUCAAUCCGAGGAUGAAGUACAGGUCUUCGGACAAGACGUACUUGGACGCGGUGGACCAUUGGUUCGACCACCUCCUGCCCAUGCUGGUGCCGUACUUGUACAAGAACGGAGGGCCCAUCAUCACCGUUCAGGUGGAAAACGAGUACGGCCUGUACGACGCUUGCGACAAGGCCUACAUGCGACACCUGGUGGACAAGCUGCAGCAGCACCUGGGCAACGACGUGGUGCUCUUCCGCACAGACACGCCUUGGGACAAGGCGUACGAGUGCGACCAGGUGGACGACACCUUGGUCACCACAGACUUCGGCCCCACAAAGUGCACGGUGCAACACGCGUACGACGAGGUCAAGAAAGCCCAGCCACACGGGCCGUUCGUCGUUACAGAGUACUACUGUGGAAGGCAGGAUGUCUGGUCGUUAAUACACGACGAGGUAGACAAGCGGAGCAUCGUCGACACCUUCGAGCAGAUCAUGUCGAAGUACAACGGUUCGGUCAACUUCUACAUGUUCCACGGAGGCACGAACUACGGCUUCGCCAACGGCAACCGGCCGCCACCGCAGUUAACGAGUUACGACCACGGAUCGCCGCUCUCGGAGGCCGGCGAUCCGACGGACCUGUACUACAUGAUCCGGAACGCGACGGCCAAGUUCCUUCCGCUUCCGCCGGGCCCGGUUCCGGUUCCGGCGCGCAAGAUGAACCUCGGAAGCGUGCCCCUGACGCUCAGCGCGACGCUGACAGAGGUGAUGGACUGGUUCCGGAAACGGGGCUACCUCAAGACGGCGCGCGCCGAGCACCCGCUGACGUUCGAAGAGCUGGGUCAGGCCUACGGCUACGUCGUCUACAAUGCGACAGUGUCGUUCAGGCCCAAGAGUCCGUCGGUGCUGACGGUUGCGGGUAUCAAGGACAGAGGCUACGUCAUGACGAGAGUGACCCGAAGUGUGCUCAGUUGGGAUGAGAAAGUGUUCAGCGUCCCCGUGGUGACGUCAGAGGGAGAGGCGCUCACGAUACUCGUGGAAAACCAGGGUCGACAGAAUUACGGAGAAGCAAACCAUGACCCUAAGGGCAUCACGUCAGAGGUGACACUCGGGCGUACCGUGAUGACCAACUGGACAAUGGAAGGUGUACCACUCGUUCGAGAUGAAGACAUAGAUCACCUCGGCUCGUUUCUAUCGAAGCAUGGUCACGCAACUGGAAAAGGCACACACAAUCAACCACCGACGUUCUUCUACGGUACGUUCGCCUUACCGCAAGGACAGGAUCCACUGGACACCUACUUCGACCCGACCGGCUGGGGUAAGGGAGUGGUCCUAGUCAACGGCUUCAACCUGGGUCGCUACUGGCCUUCGAUCGGGCCUCAGGUGACUCUGUACGUACCAGGUUCGAUACUGCGACCGUAUCCCCAGGAAAACACGGUCAUCGUGUUCGAGACUGAGCUAGUUCCAUUGGAUUUGCCCACAGUCCAAUUCGUGGACACGCCCAACAUCGACGGGCCGAUCCCGGACGCAGCAUUUGAGAGGAGAUAAGGAAGAAUCUUCUCAG
Rhipicephalus sanguineus (brown dog tick) is the source of this 1976-nucleotide messenger RNA. RefSeq names its product beta-galactosidase. Gene Ontology annotation, molecular function: beta-galactosidase activity. Gene Ontology annotation, cellular component: vacuole. The record is from RefSeq and is a predicted model, not a curated record. The coding region runs from base 2 to 1960 and encodes 652 amino acids. Gene Ontology annotation, biological process: carbohydrate metabolic process. Lineage: Eukaryota; Metazoa; Arthropoda; Arachnida; Ixodida; Ixodidae. The transcript is spliced from 4 exons.